AUGCAGACGAAGAGGGAGUCCAAAUAUUUGCGGCUAGCCGCCAGAGAACCCCCUCGACUUAACAACGACAAUUUGUUGUGUUGGCAUAUCUACCUCAUUGUACGCCUUUCUCCUCCUUUCCAGUUCCCCCCGGGGUGGGCAGAUUGGAGAGGAUUCUUGAAUCAGAAUAUCUCCCCCCCCCCACCAGUGUCUUCUCUUUGCCCGACCCCCUCCCCGGAAAUAUUUCUAGAAAUUCAUCUUUCCUUUAACGAAGCGAAGCAAAACGCUCAAAGUAAACAACAACUACUACUAACAUGGGCUCUCAAAACAUCUCUCUAUCACCUCCUUGUCCUCUCAUGUGCUGGUUUAAAUUUCUUAACUGGGGGUUGGGGGCUGGGAGAAGACCCCACUGGGACCCCCCUCAGCAAAACAGAUUAUUGUGCCCCUAAAGGAGACCCCACUUUGAUCCAGUCCUGUUUUGUUUCAGCCGGCACCAUUAAGCGGACGGUUGCUUUUUGGAACAAACAAAAGGCUUAUCCCUCUCUUUCUCUCUCUUUAUAUUUUUAA
Messenger RNA from Podarcis lilfordi (Lilford's wall lizard), 546 nucleotides. The record is from the annotation of a GenBank genome assembly. Lineage: Eukaryota; Metazoa; Chordata; Lepidosauria; Squamata; Lacertidae.